AUGGAGCUCUUGAACGUAGCCAAAUUUCCCAGCAAUCCAUGGUUUAUAUCUCUGAUUCUCCUUGUCUCCCUUCUAAUUUGGCUUAAACUAGCAAAAAGAAAACGCUUAAAUUUGCCUCCAUCACCUCCAAAGCUACCAAUCAUCGGCAACAUCCAUCAACUUCCCCACCGUUCCCUCCGAGACCUCUCGAAAAAAUAUGGCCGUAUCUUUCUUCUUCAGUUGGGGUAUAACCCAACUUUAGUGGCCUCAUCAGCCGACUUGGUUAGAGAAAUUGUCAAAAACUAUGACCUUGUUUUCUCCGACAGACCAAGAACCAAAGCUGCAGAUAUCUUGCAUUAUGGAUGCAGGGACCUGGCUUUUGCACCCUACGGCGAGUACUGGAGACAAGUUCGGAAGAUGAGUGUUGCUGAGCUUUUAGGCCAUAAAAGAGUCCACUCAUUUCAGUUCGUCAGAGACGAAGAAGUUGAACUCCUUAUCAACAAAAUCCGCCAUGCUUGUCUGAAAGGAGAGUCCAUUAAUCUCUCGGAGAUGCUCAUGUUGGUUUCCAGCAACAUCAUUUCUCGAUGUGUCAUUAGUCGAAAAACUGAAGAAGAAGAAGAUGGAAGCAGUAAGUUUGGAGAGUUGGCAAAAAAGGUUGUGGUUCUUUUCACUAGUUUCUGUGUUGGGGAUAUGUUUCCUUACUUGAGGUGGCUCGAUCUGCUCACUGGAUGUAUCCCAAGUUUGAAAGCAUUAUUUGGACAAUUAGAUUCAUUUUUUGAUCAGAUUAUUGAGGAACAUAGGACACCCAAAAGUGAGAACCAAGUUUCCAGUAAAAAGGACUUCAUUUCCAUCAUCAUGCAGCUCCAGAAGGAUGGCAUGCUCGAGAUGGAUCUCACACAAGACGACAUCAAAGCAAUCUUGCUGGACAUGUUUGUAGCAGGAACUGGUACCACCGGAGCUGCAACAGAUUGGAUGAUGGCUGAGAUUUUAAAGCAUCCAAAUGUCAUGAAAAAGGUCCAAGAAGAGGUAAGAAAUGUGGUGGGAAACAAAUCUAAGGUGGAAAUAGACGAUGUGAAUAAAAUGGAAUACUUAAAAUGUGUGGUCAAAGAAACUUUAAGACUACAUCCCGUUGUUUCUCUUAUUGUUCCUCGAAAAAUAUCUGCAAGUGUUGAAUUGGGAGGCUACCGCAUUCCAUCGGGUACCACGGUUCUGAUCAAUGCAUGGGCCAUUCAGAGAGACCCCAAAUGGUGGGAACAGCCAGAAGAAUUCAUCCCGGAGAGGUUCGAUUAUAGCUGUGUUGAUUUCAAAGGUCAAUGUUUCCACUUCAUCCCGUGUGGUUUUGGGAGAAGGAGCUGCCCCGGGAUGGCGUCCGGGGUGAUGCAGGGGAUCCGAGACAGAUGA
Messenger RNA from Hibiscus syriacus, 1380 nucleotides. Its product is annotated as cytochrome P450 71A1-like. The record is from RefSeq and is a predicted model, not a curated record. NCBI's taxonomy places the organism in Eukaryota, Viridiplantae, Streptophyta, Magnoliopsida, Malvales, Malvaceae. Gene Ontology annotation, molecular function: oxidoreductase activity, acting on paired donors, with incorporation or reduction of molecular oxygen; heme binding; monooxygenase activity. Bases 1 to 1380 code for a protein of 459 amino acids. The transcript is spliced from 2 exons.